UUCCAAGGAGACGCGGGCGCACUGGCCCUCCCUUGCUUCCUCCUCUUCCCUCCUUCCUUUCCUAGUUUCUUCCCUUCCUUCUCCUUCCCUCCCUUCCCGCCCUACUCCUUUCCGCUGCUCUGGGGCCCACCCCCAGUGCCUCGAGGGCGAGGAGAGCUCCUCGGCCCUGCAGGACAGGGAGGAUUCUGUACAGAUGAGCAUAACCUGUGACUGCAAGGAGCCUGACAAGUGCUGCUGGAAACACAAGCAGUGCACUGGGCACAUCAUCUACCCCUUCGCCUCUGACUGUGUCUGCCACAGCCUGCACCUACGCUCUGUCGACCACUGCAACUGUAAUUCUAGCUUUGAAUUGGUGCUGCCAGCCCAGUCCCAGCUCUGCACACGUUGCUCUGAUCUAAGAGAAAUGGGGAGGUCUGUUGGCGGCCUGGGACAGGCCCAGCAGAAGCCCACUGUCCCUCAGGUUUCUGGCUCUGGGUCCCUGGGGGAGUGAUGGGAGCCGGGCUGAGAGUCCCAUGUAUGGCAGGCUGAAGGACUGCUCAGAGGACAGCAGCAGCUCCCGGGGUGCGGGCCCAACCUGCUCCCAUGUCAUCGAGUCCCCUUGCUUUGAGCUCACACCGGAGGAGCAGCAUGUGGAGCGAUUCUGGUAUGGCUGGUGCAAAAGCUACAGACCUGUCUCUGUGGCGGUGAUCCACCAUCCCCUCCACCAUGAGUGUGGGGCAGAUGAUCUAAAUGAAGAAGAGGAAGAGGAGGAGCAGGAAAGCAAGCCCCCCAUCCCAACGCAGGUGGGGCCUGCCGCCGCCUCCCCUGACCUAGGCACCAGCAUGGCCACUGGUACCCCUGACUCCGCAGCGCCCAUCACCAUCUGGCGCUCUGAGAGCCCCACAGGGAAGGGUCAGGGCAGCAAGGUGAUCAAGAAGGUAAAGAAGAAAAAGGAAAAAGAGAAAGACAAGGAGGAGGAUAUGGAUGAGAAGGCAAAGCUGAAAAAAAAAGCCAAGAAAGGCCAGGUGACUAAGAAGAAAAGCCCGGUUAAAUUGGAGCCUUCCCCGCCAGACGCGAGCCGAUCAUUAAGCCCAAGACAGCUGGCCAGGAUGUCCGAGUCCAGCCCAGAAAGCAGGGAAGAGCUGGAGAGCGAGGACAGUUACAAUGGCCGGGGGCAGGAGGAACUGUCCAGCGAGGAUAUUCUGGAAUCAUCAUCGCCCAGGAAGAGAGAGAACACAGUUCAGGCCAAAAAGACAGGGGCAAAGCCCUCACAAGCCAGGAAGGUAAACAACAGAAAAUCUCCAGGAUCAAACCCCAACCUCAGUUGAGGCCAGGGUGGUCAGGGUGCAGAAUAAAUGCCAUCGAGCCUGUG
Piliocolobus tephrosceles (Ugandan red Colobus) is the source of this 1351-nucleotide messenger RNA. RefSeq names its product protein interacting with cyclin A1 (gene PROCA1). The transcript is spliced from 4 exons. Gene Ontology annotation, biological process: phospholipid metabolic process; arachidonate secretion. Bases 513 to 1307 code for a protein of 264 amino acids. Lineage: Eukaryota; Metazoa; Chordata; Mammalia; Primates; Cercopithecidae. The record is from RefSeq and is a predicted model, not a curated record. Gene Ontology annotation, molecular function: A2-type glycerophospholipase activity.